Molecule: messenger RNA, 10456 nt
Organism: Nylanderia fulva
Lineage: Eukaryota; Metazoa; Arthropoda; Insecta; Hymenoptera; Formicidae
Biological process (GO): signal transduction
Molecular function (GO): molecular adaptor activity
Source: RefSeq, a predicted model, not a curated record
CCGUUUUUAGACGAACCGUUUCCAACCGCUUUCGUUGAGCGUUUUAAUUAAUUAACCUUGGAGAAAUUUGUGUUUUGCGGUGCUUUUAUUAUUUUAGCCAACGAUAAACGACGCGAUCGCGAAUGACAGCUAGCUAAGCCGCGUCAGCUGACGUCGAAGUGGAAAAUUUGAAAUGUAGCGUGACAGAGUGAACGGGCAGGUUCACGAAAAUAUUCUUUGUGUUCAAACGUCCUUUAUGCAGAUCGUCCUUCGAAAUUCGUCGGGAUGAGCACGACCCAGGAUAAGGACGAGCAUCGAAGACGCUCGUUGGAAUCCGGCAGAACAAUGUUGGAAAAAUACAAGGCAAAACGAUCUAGCAAGGACACAAGUACAAACAUGCAGAGUGCAGAACAAUCUGAUGAUGAAUCGUUACACAAUGAAAAAUCCUCGUUGCUCAGAGAACCUGGUGUAACCGAAGAUAUAUUCUCCAGAGAUGUAACAUAUAGCAGUGUUAGUAUAAGCGAAGGAGAGCCAGAUGCUGAUUUGGAAGGACUAGCAGGACGUGUUGCAGAAUUGGAAGAGUUAUUACAAGGGAAAGAAGCUGUAGUUGGAGCUCUUCACGCAGAAAUUGAUCAUUUGCGAGCUGAGGCAUCUUCCCCAAAUUCAUCACAAAGUCGGAGCAGCAGUAUACAUGGAAAGGAUAUUAUAUCUUUGUAUCAUAUAAAAUUGCAAGAGUUUGAAAAAGCAGUAAAUCAACGUGAUAAUUUAAUAGAACACUUGACAUCAUCUUUAGAGCAAGCAUUAUCUGCUAGAGAUGCUGUCACAGGACAACUUAAUGCCUUGAAUGCCAUACAGUUAGACAGUUCUGUGAUAAAUAACAUGAACUUGCAGCAAAAGAUUGAGGGGCUAGAAACUGAAAUGAAUGAUAAAGAAGCAUUAAUUCGUCGAUUGAACGCGCAUUUGACAGAUAUUCGUAAACAUGUACAAACAUUGGAAAUGGAAAGGGAAACGCGAAACGCAGAAAUCAAUGACUUCAAAAUUCAGAUAAAUAAUCUGAACGAGAAAAUUCGUCUCGGUGCCACAGAGAAGAACUUAAACAUUGAUGAAACCUUGGAACAACAGAAGCAAUAUGAAGCACGUGUUGACAAAAUCAAGCAGGAUAUGCAGCAUAUUUUGAACAAAUUUACCACUGUUACAAAUGCCAAUGCAACGCGUUACCAGCAAGAAUUAAAAGAAUUAACUAUAAAAAACGAAGCUGAAAUUGCCAAUAUAAAAGUCAAGCAUGAAGAACACAUCAAAGCAUUGAAGGAAGAAAACAAAACGUUAGCUGAUCGUUUAAACAAAGAAUUGCCAGACUUGGAAAGUAGGCAUGCCAAAGAAUUGUCCGUCUUUCAAACGCAGUUGGCCUAUUAUAAGAAAACUGUGGAGGCAUUAAAGCUCGAGUUGAUAAAUCAUACCGAAUCGCAAAAAGUCGCGCAAUCAGAAGCCCAUUUGUACAAGUCAAAACUCGACGAAUUGAGAUUCGAGGCAGAGAACGAACGACGCAUACAAAAUCUACACUUUCAAAAUGACAAGGAACUGUUAAACGAGCAGAUCAAGUUGCACAAAAUUCAACUGGAGGAACUCACGUCGAAGCACAUUGCAACGAUGAGCAUUCUGGAAUCUAAGGAGAGUAUCGAGAGAUCUCUGGAACAGGCUCUAUCAAACGCCGCUACACUGAAGCAGGAGAACGAAACACUGAAAUACAAGCUGGACGAUUUGUCGUGCAGAUAUUCCGCGGCACAGUCGUUGAUCGAAAACAGUCAGGUGCACGAGAGAACUUUAAAUGGUAAGAUAUCUGAAUUGGAAAGGUCUUUGUCGCGAUUCGACGCUACGAGCGUCAGUACAGUUAGCGAGCUAGGUGAAACCAUGUAUAAGACUUUCGAUGAUGAACUUCUUCAACAUCAAAUGAUUAAACAAAAGUUCGAAGAUAGAGUGGAGAUGGAAAAAUUGUUGCUCGAAAAAGUUCACAUCCUCGAAGAGGAUUUGAGCAAAGCAAAUGACAAGCUGGAACAGACUGAUCUCGCAAAGAAAACUUAUGAAAAACAGUUGAAAGAUAUGAAAAAUACAUGCGACAAAUUGCAACAGGAAGUCAAUUCGUUGAAGGAAAUCAAUCGUACGACAUCUUACGUUGAUUCCAGUCAGGAAUAUUUCGAGAGCAAUAUUUCGAUGAAUGUCGAUUCGGUGCGACGUAUAGAAAGUCAGCAGAAGGAGAUCGAGAGCUUGAAGUUACUCAUGGAGCAGAAAGAAACGGAUAAUGUAAAGUGUAAAAAAGAUUUAACUGAAGUAACAGAGAAGAUGAAAAAGUUAGAAGCACAAUGCGAACAAUUAACAAAUGGUUUGGUUCAUGCGUGGACUGAAUGUGCUGAGUAUAAAGAAAAAUUGAAUCAGACGUUGAAUGACAGUAGUAAAAUCAAUACUUCCUUUAAUAGUACGACCUCGUCCAAGCAUCUUAAGACAAACCAAAGUUUAGACAACAGUACAUCAAAUCAAAAUAUAAUAGAGCAAACUAAAGAGUCAGACAUUGCUGAUGUUAGCACAUUAGCAGACAAGAGUAACGUGAAAAACAGCGAGAAUUUGCAUAAGCAAAUGCAACAAAUGCUGGAGGGCGAGAUGAUCGUAGAAGAAAUUAAGUUAAAGUUAAGUCAUUAUUAUACGUUAUGCGAAAAAAUAGCAGGAGAACUGUCGACAGAAAACGCCGCUUCCAAAUUGGAAAAGGAAUUACUAAGUCAGGAAAUCCAGGACAUGAUGAAUCGAUAUAAGGAAGAACUAGAAUCUGUUAAAGCAGAUUCGACCAAAGAGAUCAAUCGAUUGCGUUUGUUGGUGCAGAAUUUCAAAUCAUUUCAGGAUGGGAAUGACAUCAGUGAAAUUAAAGCUGAACUUAAUGCACGCCAUACUAAGGAGAUGGAAGAACUUCGGACAUACUUCGAGCAGAAGUGCUUGCAGAUGGAAAAACAAUAUUCCGAAGAGAUCUUCAGCCAGCAGUCGAAACGAAUUUCCGACAAUGAUAGUGAAACCGAAGAGCUAACGGAUGAUUUAUAUUUUGGUGGUGCGGGCGAUUGCUUGAACACGUCCAAUUCCCGAACAGCAACAUCUGGUGUCAACGAGGAGUCUCUAAAAGACACAACCUUGGAUGUUGAAAACCAAACGCGUAUCGAGACAGAGUACGAAAAUAGCAUCCAAACAUUGCGACAAGAAUUGGAAAUUAAAAUGAAGACAAUUCAAAUUAUGAAGACUGAUUAUAAGAAAGCAAUUGAAGAACAGAAAGAGUUGUAUGAAUGCCAAAUUCGCGAUAUUGAAGCAAAAUUGGAACGUUCGUUGGCUACAUCUGUGAACCAGUAUUGUCAAACAGAAUGGGAGGCAUUGGAAAAUGGUGAAUUGUCGAGUCUGCGUGACGCGUAUAAUCAUCAAUUGGAAGAGCAGAUCGCGCUAGCUAGACAGGACAUUGUCAACGCUCUUCAAGAACAAUUUCAGGCACUAUUAUCAGUGGAAGCAGAUAAAGAAGAUAAUUGGCCAAUUGAAUUAUUAGAACUACGAGAUAAAUUCACAUCCAACGCUAAGCAAGAAAUUCAAGAAAUCAAAGAGAUGCAUAGUACUGAAUUAACUCGCCUAAGAGAUGAACACGAUUGCAUGUUAGCACGAAUGCUUGAGCAACACCGAAAGGAAAUUGCUAUUCUUAAAACUCAGAAUCCAGAUAAUAAUCAAGAAGUUGGCUGUGUUGGAUCUUUAGAAAAUAAUAUUAUGGAAGAAAGGGAUAACUUAAGGAAGACAUGUGUAACUCUCAGAAACUUGAUUGGAGAAUUGAUUAAUUACUUUGCCGUUUGUGAAGAAGAAGUUAAUAACACUUUAAUCAACGAGGUUUUAAGAAGACAAUUGACAGAGUCCGUUCAUGAGUCAGUCUUUACUCAUGAAGGAAAUUUAAACGACAAUAAUUUAUCCGAAACACAAUGCAAAGACCAAAGAUCCAACCAAUCCAUUAAAAGAGUUCAUUUUGCUCCACAAUCCAGCAAAAUAAAUUCCAUUGUUAACAGCGAUAAUAAGACGUUAAUCGAGGAAGACAUAGAUGAAAUAUUAAGGAAAGAACUAAAGGCUUGUUUAAGACGCCUGAAGUCAGAUAGUACACAAAUACUUAAUUUAUCCCUACCAAGCGAAGACAAUAUUGCGUUGUCGUCAAAGGAGACUCUCUUAGCAAGCAAAAUUAAUGAAGAACUUUCCUUGAAACUGAAUCAUGCUGAAGCUUUGAUAAUAGGCUAUCAAGAAGAAGCGGAACAAUUAAAAUUGCAUAUUUUAGAACUACAACGAAAAUUGAUUAGCGCAGAGAGUAAAAAGGAAGUCAUCACUGAGGGAUAUGGUGAAAGCGAUCUUUCUAGAGUUGAUAUUGCGUUGCAAGAUUUCUCACAGGUGCAAGAAAAAGCUAGACAUGUAUUAUCGAAUGGCGGCGGCGAUGCAUCUUAUUUACUGCAAUUAAUAGAGGAAUUAUGCAGACAAAACGAUAAAUUAAUAGAUGAUGCUAGAAAGGAAAGGGAAGAUUUGCAACAACAGCAGGUACCUUUAGAACCCACUCCUACCCCAUACAUUCACAGGGUUUGCUGCGAAAAGAUUGAGGCAGCAGACAAGCAAUUGCGAGCGACGCGUCGAUUUUUGGAUGAGCAAGCAAGCGAGCGCGAGAUGGAGCGAGAUGAAGCUGCGAAGCAAAUUCAGCUCUUGCAGGAACAGCUCAAGGAAGGCGAACGUAAGAAGGAAAGAGAUAUGCGAAUUAGUUCUGAGCAGUCUGAGCUAUCAUCUGAAACAACUUCAGACAUCCCUGAGCUUCAAACCACGACCAAUGCAGCUGUGGAGGCUCUCGAAUCUCAGAUGAGAGAAAUGUCGUCGUUAAUGUCCGACACGGAAGCGAAGAAAUCAGAGAAGGAGAGUGAAUUGAAGGCCGCGGUAGAUAAAAUAUGGGUUUUACGAGAGAUCAUUGCUGACUUGGAGCAACAAUUACAAACUAAGAGUGAGAGGGAAGAAUCCUUACAAUUACAAAUCAGUCAAUUGGAAGCCGUGAUAACCGCGCAAACAAAAAAUCAACAGGAUUUAGUUCAAGAGCUGGAUGCUAUCAAAUCUGGCACUGAAAGCAGGCAUUUAAACGAACAAAUUAAUCAUUUACAGGAGGAAUUGAGUAAGCACAAAUUAAGCUCGGAGCAUUUUAAUGUCAAUUCGUCUGUCUUAAAGCAGAUGAAAGCAGAACUUCACGAGAUGCAAAAUCAAUUGGACAAAAGAAUCCGAGAAUUGGAAUCCGCGCACAUGUGCGGUUCAAACUUGAGUUUAAGUCAGCCGAGUGAAGACGUUUCGAUCAGAGAACAAAUCGACGCAACGAGAUGUUUGACACCGGAUGAUCCGUCCUCUCCACCAAUGUUACCGUUGGACCAAGUGCUCAAGUUAAAAGAUAAAAUGCUGAAACACGCACGUGCGGAAGAAGUGGCCUUCAAGAGAAUCAAAGAUCUGGAGAUGCAGUUGACAGCAAUAAAGAAUCAGAAUGAGGAAUUACUAGCGGAGCAGGAGAUCUUACAGCAGACAGCAUCCGAGCAAUUAUUCCAGAUUGAAGCGAUGCGCGGUCGCUUAGAACAACAUAAACAAAGUGCUCCGUUCGCUCAAAAACAAGCAACGUCUCGUUUAGAAUUACAGUUGCACGAAGCUACUACGAAGUAUCACUCUUUGGAGCAAAUUAUUACUAACAAAGAGAUAGAAUUGAAAGAAUUAAAAGCCCAACUCGAAAGAGUUAAUCAAAUGCUGACAGAGAAGGAGGUGGAAAUGGAAAACUUUUUACAAUCGGAAAAUGGCGCGCUACGAAAGAUCGAUGAACUGAAAGAUCAAUUAAAGCUUGUUCAAGAGGAAAAGAAAAUGUUGCAAGUCAAGCUUGGAACACAAGAGCACGUUCAAUCGGAAUUGCCACAACUGAUUGAUACUAUGUUGGCAGACAAGAACGAGGAGAUCGAUCAUCUGAAAGAGCAAUUAUUCAAAAAGGAGAAACAAUUGAAUACCUACACAUCCCUCGCUUUGGACGACACACAACUGAAGGAUUUGACGAAACAAGCAGAGGCCAAGAACAGCGCGCGAACAUUGAGCGAUAUUCUUUCUAUACAUUCGGAAUGCGAAGAACUUCCUGAAGCUAUUCGAGCUAUUAACGGAACGCACUUGAUAGCAUCGCAAAAUAUCUCCAGUAUCAGAAUUCCUGCGUCUGUAUCGAAGAACACAUUAACUGCAAAUAGUUUCGAUAUUGCGGAAAUACCUUUACUCAAUAUAGACAAAAUAGAAGUGCAAGUUCCACCGUUGGAUUUAGAUUCUCACACACAUAGUUUCAGUAAUGACAUCCGUCACUCGGAUAUAGAGCUACAUCAUAUCGAAGGUGAAUCAAAGUUGUCCUCUCCAAAGAACAAUGUCAGCGAAGAUUCUCGACAAGCCGAAGAAUUACUUAAUGAAAAGAUGAAAGAAAUUGAAAACUUGUCAAAUCAACUGCAAACUCUGCAACAGGAACUGGAAAUAAAAUCUAAUUUUUUGAAAGGAUAUGAAAUGGAGCUGGCUUCCAUGCAGAAACAACAUCAAGAGUUGGAGGAUGAGUACAAGGAAAUUGUUGAAAACUUGGUGCGAGAUAAAAAUUUUUAUAAAAGUCAAUAUGAAUUUACUCAAGCAUCGGAGAGCAAAAUAAAGAAAGAUUUGGAAGAAGUCGAGAACAUUUUAAAAUUGAAGACGGAGGAGCUCGAAGACCACAAGAGCAAAAUGCAAGCAAAUGAAAGGAUCAUCACAGAAUUGAAUAUGGAUAACACAAAACUGAAGAGAGAAAUAAAAAUUAAAGAGAAGGAUCAGAUGCAAAAGAACAGUUCCUUACUGCAGGAGAAGAUACAGGAAUUACAAAGAUUCAAGGAACUCAUUUUGGAGAAGGAUAUCGCACUGGAGACUUUCCAAACGCGUAAUAUCGAAAUCGAAAACGAAAAUAAGCAGUUGUACGAGUUUAAGACGAAACUUCACACGCGUGAACAGGAGAUCGCCGAGUUGCAAGACGAGAUCUUGCGGUUGACUGACGGUCUAAAUAAUCGAGAUCAGGUAAUCCGUAAGUUGGAGGAGAUAGCAAAACGGACAAACGACGUUCAUUCGGGUACAUCGUCGCCGUCAUCUUCUGUCAGUAAUAAGGACCAAGAGAUUCAUCAUCUGCAGGAGUUUCUGAAAGAAAAGGACAAAGUAAUCAGGCAGAUGAGCGACGAUAGUAAGAGCUUACAACAAGCUCUGGAAACUAUUCAGAACAAGAUGAAAGAAUCUGGUAAUAUUGUGGAGCUGAGAAAAAAAUUAAAGGAUGAGCGCAGGCUGAACGAGGAGUUGAAGACUAUCGUGCACAAGCUGCAAAAGGAAUUAGAAUUAAAAGAUGCAUCCGCGCAAUGCUCGCAGGACGACAGCGAUAUCGAAGAUAUGGUCCAACGAGAAUUGAAUCUCUCCGCGCGAUUGGAUAAGCAAAUUAUGCAGGUCAUUAAAGACGACGAUGACGAAGAGAUUGUGGAUGGGGCGACGAAAGAGCCUCAGCAAAAUUUGAGUGAGAUCCAUCAAGACAAUAAGAUGCUGAAGAAACUAAAAGAGGAUCUAGAAAUCGAACGUGAUAUGAUGAAACAUCAGAUCGCCGAAUAUGAGGAUCGUAUUCUGCAAUUGAAGGCCGAUUUGGCAGAAGAGACGAAGAAAGUAGUCAAGUUGGACAAAGAACUUGUGUCAGAGAGAAACACAAUAAAGUUCUUAAGGGUGCAAAUAGAAGAAUAUCGUCGAAAGACAGAAGCGGGACGAGCUCAAGACACUGAGUUGAUCGAUUUCUUGCAGAAAAAACUGAAAGCCUCUUUGGAGAAUGAAAAAAGGCUUUGUAAUGAUCUAGCAGCGAUGAAGCAACAGCAGAUUAAUCUGAAAUCGCAAUUGAUGUCCAUGAAAAAAUCGAUAGAAGCCGAAAACAUUAACUCGCCAAAGUUUGCUGAAACUACGCAGGAUGAAUUAGAGAGGGCAAGCGAAGAUCCCAAGGAAAAUCACGUAAACAUUACGGAGCUACAAGAAAAGAUAAAGAGAUUAAAAACUGAGAUGUAUACAUACGAAAAGCAACUGGAAAUCGCGACAGAAGAACGGGAAAAACUGAUCAGCAGCCUAGCGUUAGCCAAUGGAGUGAAGGAAAUCAUGGAAACGCAACUGCAAAGAACCAUUGAAGAAUUGAAAGCACGAGAAGAGGAAUCUGAUUAUCUACAGAAACAGCUGAAAAUAAUGACGGAAGCUGAAAAUAGGAAGCAAGAGCAACGAAACGCUGAACUGGAAGAAAUCAGAGUAUUGCGCAAGGAUAUUGGCAUUGCUCGAGAAACUAGGAUAAAGCUGGAAGCUGACAUAAAUCUUGCAAGGCAGAGACUGAAGGAAACCUCAGAUCGAGAGAUGAAGCUUACAGACAUGGUGGAAUCUCUGAAAGAGCGAGAGAUAGAGCUCAGUAGAAAACUGAUAGUUGAAAGACAAGAGAAGAACCUGAAUAACUGGAUGGAUAAAAUGGACUUAAAACAAGCUGCGGAAAGAGAGGAAGAUCUGAAUCAUAAGCUAAUGAAUUUAAACAAGAUAAAAGAUAUAUCUGUGAGUUCUAUACAAAGAAUUAAAGAAUUAAAUGAAACAGUUGAUAAAUAUUCUAUCGAGAAGAAGAAUCUUGAACAAAAACUUGACAAGUUAACGCUAGAUAAGGAAAUGUUGAUACGUCAAGUAAAGUCACUCGAAGGACAAGUAAAGAAAUUGAAAAGCUCCAACAGCAAUUCAACAACAGUUCCUAUUGAAAAAUUACAAAACCUUUACGGCUCAUAUUUACGGGUGGACAGCAGACGAAAGGCACUGGCAUACCAGAAGAAAUACUUGCUGUGCAUUGUUGGUAGUUAUCAGUUUUGCGAGGAGAAUACGCUUUGCGUACUCGCGCAAUUGACUCAAGAACAACGCAUUUACACGCGAUUAACCCGCAGCAAAAAGGUGCGCUUUCGGAUUGCCGUGUUAACAAUAAUCAGCAUUCACAGGAUGAAAUGGUUGACCAAACGUUGGCGAAUAGGAAAGCGCGUGGGUGCUAAUGUUAUUAUAGGUAGUAUAGAGCAAUUAGUAAGUGAUUCGCCAUCUACUAUAAAAAUUGCACCGAGUUAUUCCCCACCAGUGAGAGAAAAGACAACAAAUAAAGUUGAUACAAACAGAUUGAAUAUCGUCGAUCAGUAUUAUCAAGAAAUAAAAUAUUUCCAAAAGACAGUUGAUUCAGCUUCGACUCAGUCAGGAACUAGUCAUAUAAUCUCAGAAUAACAUUAUAUUUUUAGAACUUGUAGGAGAGAGGAGAAAUUUAGCUGUAGUGUUAGUAUUAAGAAUAUUAUAAUGUAAUUGUUUAAACAAUGACAUUAUAUAGGUCGUGUUUCUUAAAAUGGUUUGUUCACACGACUUUUGACAAUUUUUGAAUUUAUUUUUCUUAGAUUUUUAGACACACGUAGAUUUUCUUGGAUUUGAUGAAAAUUUUGAAUCCCUGGAUUUAAAUAUACAUUUGUAAAUUUGUAAAUUUUUGAGCUCUCGCACAUUAAUAUUUAAAUGACUGUUUCCCUAUUGAAUUAUAGAAGUCUUGGACUUUUUUAUCGGUGAGGAUUUAAAAUAUUCCGAUAUCGUUUGUGUUUGAUAUAUUCGUUUUUUUUUUUAAGUGGACUUUGCAUUUUCUAUCAUCAUUUAUUACAAUACUUUUUUCUCUCUUUUUUUACAAACACGUCCUGUAUUUUGUACUAAAUUGCAGUCGUCGAUGGCCGAUCUGCAUGGGAUUUCUAUUUCCGUUCGACUGUACGAUUUACAUCGCGCUAAUUAAUCAUAAACUGAAUUGAUGAAAUAAAUGUAAAUUUCGUCAGCUUGACCGGAAAUAAUCGGAACUGGGCAUUCAACACGGACUUUGUAAUAUAGACUGCGGCUUUAUAUAUUUUUAACUGUAUGUAAAUUACUGUCUCAGUGAGAGAGAUUUUUUAUUUUCGUGAUAUCUUUCUCUUAUUGAUUACAGUGACGUAACUUCUAAAUGUCAUCUGAAGAAAUUCUAAGAAAUGUGAAUUAUGAAAUAUCAUUAAUAAAAAGGACAUGUUACAGCGUAGAUUUUAGCAUUGUAAGACAUAUGAGAGGCUUUUAUUGAUUGUUAGCAAAAUAAAAGCAUGUUCUGCGAAAGUUGAUGUUAAGCUGGACAGUGUGCUUGUAUUUAUGAUAUUAUUAUUCUAUAAGUUACAUAAUAUAUAUUGUAGGUAGUGCAUAAGUAUGUAAACCUGCGUGUGCCUUGUAAAGCGCUGUAAAGCGCGUUCAUUAUUUAUUUAUCGACAGAUUGUAAUAAGCCUUUUAUAUAUCGCGAGUUGCAUGUAAUAUGAAUACCUUUCCUGAGACUUGUAAUAAACGAUCGAUCUUUUUAAUCAUGUAA